Molecule: messenger RNA, 480 nt
Organism: Spirometra erinaceieuropaei
Lineage: Eukaryota; Metazoa; Platyhelminthes; Cestoda; Diphyllobothriidea; Diphyllobothriidae
Source: the annotation of a GenBank genome assembly
AUGUGGCUCCACGUAGCUAGGCUCUGCUCAGCGGCCACACCCCGGGCAACCGCCUCGACCGGCGGGCUAAACCAGGUGAGGGUAUCCGUGGGCCUAUUCGGCCACAUGCGCAUCCACGAGAGCGGCACUGACCGCACUCCCGACACACCUACCACAUCCAACACAUCCACCGUGCACACCCCCACCCUCGUUCCAUCCGUCCGCGCCACCACCACCACCACCACCACCACCACCACCGCCUCCUCUGUAGCUGGCACUGACACCGCCGACUUCUCAUGCCCACACUGUCCACGCACAUUCACCUCACGCAUCGGCCUGGUCGGUCACUUGCGAAUCCAUCGCACAGAGACUGGCGAACCAGUGCCUGGAACACCCACCUAUACCCACCAAGCUCGUCUCAACUGCCCACACUGUCCUCAGACCUUCAGGCAUCGCAUGGGCCUAUUUGGCCACAUGCGCAUCCACGACGACCUGCGGUAG